AUGAUAGUACUUGGGUACAUAAACAACCAAACAAAAAGAUUCAAGACGUUCGUGGGCAAUAGGGUUGCCGCCAUUCAUGACGUCACACAACCAGAACAAUGGCGUCACGUGAACACCAAAUCUAAUCCAGCAGACAUUGCCUCCAGAGGUAUCGAUGCUAGUGACAGAGUAAGUAUGAACAUUUGGUUGAACAGACCAGACUUCCUGUCACUUGACCAAAGCCAGUGGCCAGAAUCGUCCAAAAUUUCGCCACUUCCGGAAGACGACGCGGAGAUUAAGAAAGAUACAACGGUGCUGGUCACAACUACAAAGACUGUUGAUUUGCUCCUGUGCCAGUACUCAUCCUGGAAUAAACUUACCCGCGGUGUAGCAUGGCUGCUUAAAUUUAAAGAAUUUUGUGUACGAAAGUAUAUAAAUAAAAAUCCCACAAUAGACGCCCAGAAACUCACGCUGGAGGAUAUACAGAAUGCUGAAAGGUAA
This is a messenger RNA of Dreissena polymorpha, 480 nucleotides long. RefSeq lists its product as uncharacterized. The coding region runs from base 1 to 480 and encodes 159 amino acids. The record is from RefSeq and is a predicted model, not a curated record. Lineage: Eukaryota; Metazoa; Mollusca; Bivalvia; Myida; Dreissenidae. The transcript has a single exon.